Molecule: messenger RNA, 1482 nt
Organism: Fusarium redolens
Lineage: Eukaryota; Fungi; Ascomycota; Sordariomycetes; Hypocreales; Nectriaceae
Product: NLI interacting factor-like phosphatase-domain-containing protein
Exons: 2
Coding region: 1-1482 (493 amino acids)
Molecular function (GO): protein serine/threonine phosphatase activity
Source: RefSeq, a predicted model, not a curated record
AUGAACUCCCUCAACAUCCUAACGGCCCGCGUAUCGCCGCCCCCGAGUCCAACUCAAUCCCGAUCGAACAGCAUAGGAGGUCCCAUUGGCACAAUUGGGUUGGCCUCGGAAGACCAGCACGGCGACGAUAGAUCAUCCGGUCACGAGACUGAAUCCUUUGCCCAGGAUACUAUCGACGAAUCGCGAUUCGAUACCGAAAAGCCGGCUGACGAGAGUACACCACUGCUCAACGACACAGGCGACAAUCAAAAACGAAGCUCAUGGUGGCACUCUAUCCCUCGACGUCUUGCUUCUAGCAUUAUUGGUUCUAUUAGAUGGGUUCUUGCGACACUGGCAUCCCCAGGUGUCUAUCUCAUUGCCUGUUUCUAUGACGAGUACGGCAACUUCGCACCCUUUACGCAGCUCGGGAAACUUUUUGGAUUACACGGAACUCGACACAAGACCAUGGAAGAACCUGAGAAUGUUUCUGAAAAGGACUACGGCAGGACUACAGGAUAUAGGAGGCUAGCACCAAGACCGAGGCCAGUAUCGUCAUCUUCGACGUCAUCAGGUCUCUCAUCGGAGUCGGAAUCAGAUGGAUCACGGUCAGGUAGUCUCAGUCGACACGCACGAUCGAAAUCACUACAGCCUGCAGAGGAAACCGGACCGACAAGAAGGUCAAUUCGAAUUAAGCUGAACAGCGACGAAGAUCUCAGGCAGCGGAAGCAUAGGAAAACGCAAUCGGCAGUCGCGCGAACAAAGGCUAGUGAUUUGGGCAGCGGCGACCUUUCGGCGCAUCUUAAAUCUCCCACUUCCCCUAUUGCAGCGCUCACCAAGUACCCAAAGACACCGGCACCACCUCGACCUUUGAUCCCUCGCAGACAGCCGUCCUACAUCAACCUCGAGCCGCCGACGAGCCCGCAAAAGACCUUAAUUCUAGAUCUAGACGAAACCUUGAUACACAGCAUGUCCAAGGGCGGCAGGAUGAGUACCGGACACAUGGUUGAGGUGCGCUUGAACACAACAUAUGUGGGGGUUGGUGGACAGACAUCGAUUGGACCGCAGCAUCCGAUUCUAUACUGGGUUAACAAGCGACCGUAUUGCGACGAGUUUUUGAGGCGAGUGUGCAAGUGGUACAACCUGGUUGUUUUCACUGCGUCGGUGCAGGAGUACGCAGAUCCGGUGAUUGACUGGCUAGAGGCGGAGAGGAAGUAUUUCUCAGCGCGAUACUAUCGUCAGCAUUGCACAUUCCGGCAAGGCGCUUUCAUCAAGGACCUCAGCUCGGUCGAGUCAGACCUGAGCAAGGUGAUGAUUCUGGACAAUAGUCCGUUGAGUUAUCUGUUUCAUCAAGACAAUGCGAUUCCUAUCCAGGGCUGGAUCAAUGAUCCAACGGAUACAGACUUGAUGCAUUUGGUGCCGCUGUUGGAGGGCCUGCAGUAUGUUCAUGAUGUCAGGGCGUUAUUAGCCCUGAGGGGUGGCGAAGAUGGUCAACAUAUGGCAUAA